UCACGUGUGUUUAAAAUCAGCUGCAAAAACGCAACCAGCAUCACGUGCUAUUGUUUACAGCCAAGCAACCUUUCGGCGGAAUCGCAUACAAAGAUUCAAAACGUUUACUGCGUCAUAUCAGACCAGACAAAGUAGCCAGUGGUGCGAGCAGAUUUUGUAUUAUCCUGUACCAUUGUUUCAAAGCGAACACUUUUUUAAGUUAAUUUUCCGAUAAUUUGACUUAAAAGUUGAGGAUUUACUGCAAUAAGAAAGAAUUUUGAAGAUUUCUUUGGUAAGGCCCUUCAGUGCAGCCAUGCCUUCUAUUGCCUGCCUUCAGACCUUGCAAAGGGAGUUGGCAGACAGCAUCAUCCGAUGUGCUCCUUUGGAUGACAUCAGAAUUCUUCUGGCUUGUGGAGCCAAAGUCAACGAACCAGUGUCCCAGGGUUUGCGUCCCAUCCAUUACGCAGCCUUCCAGCAAUAUUUCGAAGCACUCAAUCUUUUACUCGUCAGGGGAUGCGAUCCCAAUGCAAUGGACGAAAUCGGCUACACAGCUCUGCAUUUGUGCUCAGAGCGUGGAUACAUUGACCUUGUCAUCUUACUUCUGGAGCAUAAAGCUAGAGUCAGCUUUACGGAGUUUGAUGGCGAUGAGAAAACUCUGGGCAAUCCACCACGAUCCACUAUCGCUGAUGAGCCGCUACGAUUGGCAAUUGUGAACAAUCAUUAUGAGAUAGCCGAACUUCUCCUACAUCAUGGGGCUAAUCCCAACGCUAGAUAUUUCCUCGGAGCUGAAAUCAACCUGAUUAGCCCACUGAACACUAGGUUCUUGGAGUUGUUGCUGAAAUAUGGAGCGGAUCCUAACUCAAAGGAUCGAACAGGCAUUACUCCACUGAUGAAAGCGUGCAGACAUCCAAAAGGAUUACAAGCUGCUCAGAUGCUUAUAAAGUAUGGUGCCAAUGUCAAUGAAAUGACGCCAGAAAGGCACGAUCACCGAACUGUUCUGCACUACGCCGUUCUAAGUGGGAAUAUGGACAUCGUAAAGCUUUUACUUAAACAUGGGGCUACGGUGAAAUUUUCUACUGAUUAUUUGAAACCAAGUCCUCUCGACUUUUCAAUUUUAAAAGGCAAUCCAGAAAUGGUUAAACUGCUCAUAGAAUCAGGUUCAGACGUGAAUUUGGGGUCUCCCAUCAUUGGUUGUCCACUACACAUAGCACUAUCUGAGAAAGUCGAUAAUAAAAUAGACAUAAUCAAGAUGCUAUUGGAAUGUGGAGCAGAUCCAAAUGCCGUGUCUGUAUUCGAUGAUGGACCUUUAAUAAAACCACCCAUCGGAGAAUAUUUUAACUCAUGUGAUCACCCUACAGAAGAUGUAGUAAGGUUACUCCUCUGUUAUGGUGCAAAAGUUGUACUAAAAUCUCAAAUACAUCAUCCAUUAGGAAUUCUGAAAUCCGUCCAUAGACUACAUCCGGAAACACACCCGGAAGUUCUAGAGGUUAUUCUGGACGCUGCUGAAGCUUUCAGUACUUCCUCGAUAAAUAGGUCGCUUUUACUCACAGAUCAGCAGCGGCAGACUUUGCUGAGUCACUCCACCACACCUUUACCACUGAAGCAUAUUUUGAGGCUUUUCAUCCGAAACAUCUUUGGUGUUGGUCCAGUCGUUAUCAAGAGGAUACAGUAUUUACCUCUCCCAAAAUUCAUAAAAAUGUACCUUCUCUACGAGAUAUAGCAUAUGUGAUCCCCAUUUUUAUACUUGUUAUUCCCUUUUUAUACUUCAAAAGCUCUUCAUUGAGUGAUUGGGUACAAAGUUGAAAGAGAAGCAGAAGACGAUAGGCUUUGUGCAAGCUAAGAUCACUGUGGUGAAGAUAAAACGAAGUAGGAACGUGCUUGGCGAUUUACGCUUUAUCGUUCUUUUAUUCAUCAACUUUUGUUCAAGUGGAGCACAAUCAAAAAUUACAUACUUAUAGGGAAAAGGUUCCUAACAUGACUCACUUUUUUUGAAAUUAAGAAUUAAAGCCUAACAGUUACUAUAUCUAAUGUACAUAUAAAUGGUGUAAAUUACAAUAAAUAGGGUACUUUUGAGGUUGGCAAAUGUAAAAAAAAACAUCUGAGGGCGAAAAUGAGGUUAUGGUUUGCACCAAAACUAAUCUCAUCAACAAACCCCCUCAUUUUCAACCUCAUGUAGCUCAGCGAUACUUUUAUUUUAAAUCGAGUGAAAUUAUUCACAUCCGAUACAUACAUAUUCGUUUGAAGUGUAGAAAAAAUAACUUGUAUAAAAAUAACCUCUCUAAGCUGGCUGCUCUAAGGUAGAUUUCUAUCAACCUAGUAACAACCUCAAGUAUGAAUAAAACAACUCUAUACACCCUGAUUGGUAUGAAGAUAUUUUAUUCACACUAACCUUUGGAGGUUGAUUUUUUUAGGUUGUUUUUGAACUCAACUUCAAUUAAAUCUCAAAUUAAUCUAAAUACUUCACAACAACCUCAAAAACACAGUAUUUUAUUGUAAACACAUUACUUGCUUCAAAAUAAUACUUAAAUGACGAACUUAAUGAAUGCUCAACAAAAGCAAUUUUUUCAAGCACCACCUAUACUCGCAAUCGCCUUCACACGUAAUUUAGAUUAAUUUUGGUUGAAUGAUCAGACAUGUAGCGGAACCUGUACGUCCCUGUGCAUUAUUCGGCUACUAUAGGGAUGUCGCAUACUAGGAACCCUUCCCUAUGUGCAGUUUAUAAAAAUAUAACGUUUUAAGUAUGUUUUUAGAAUCCUUGCCGAAAAUGAAACAAAAAAUAAACGCAUUCAGUGUCGCAAAUAAAUAUUUAUGAGGAAAAAAAAUUUAUCGUAACCUAAUUAUGAACGUGGAAGACGAUCUUUGAAUCACAGUUGCUCGCCUGAGGAAAUUGAAAUGUCGUUAUUAGAAAUAGCUUCGAAUUCAAUACGGUACUCAAACUGGAUUUUAAUUUAUCUAAUUACAUCUUUCUAGGCAGUUAUUAUUCAGCUUACAAUAAUUUGCAAUGUUUCAAUCUUACUUUAGAUAAGGGUUCAUUAAAAUAUAUUUUAAAGGCGGUGAUCACAAAGCACCUUGUAUAUUAAUAUAAAAAAUUGCAUUAAUUGAUUUUUAAGCUGCUGCACUUCUAUUAGCAUACAUCCAAUGCGGAAAUAUGUAUAACUUAACUUACACUAAUUAAUAAGAAGGUUAGAAGCACUAGUAUACCCAAAAUUACAGAUAUAUAAGUUUAUCAACGGAAAAGUUUGAUGGUAGUGAUCUUAGCUUUUGUGGAGAGUUCAGCUGAUUCUUUGUGCAAUGAAGGGAAUGGUAUUAUUACGCGAAAUCAUUCCCUGAAUAAUCAAAGUGGCUUAUUAUAUAUGUGUUGACAUAUCUAGUCUUGUGUGUUUUGGAUGUGUUUUUUUUUUUAGUUUUAUAUUCAUAUUUCUUAUGAUAUUACGUAUAUUGAAACAUAUCAGUAACAUUUAAGGAAACAUUUUGUUUGCACCUUCUCUUUUGUAUUGAUUUUAUUUUCAAAUAAAAUAAAAUUUGCAUUACGGUAAUGCAGAAUUUCGUGGUCUUAUAAAUAAUCCAUUUUUAUUUGGUAAAAAGACAGCUGUAAAUUAGUUAGAUGAAAGAGUCGAAAAUCUUUACUUUAAAACUAUUCUUUGCCGGAUUUUUAAUUAAUUAUUCAUCAUUCAAUAUUGUUUUUAGAUUGGUCACACUUUUUUUUUAAAACUGAGAUUUCCAUUUGGAAGAAAAAGAAAGAAAGAAAAAGACAGCUGUAAAUUAGUAUGAUGAAAGAGUCGAAAAUCACCACUGGAGAACUAUUAUUGGCCGGAUUUUUGAUAAAUCAUUCAGUAAUGUUUUUUGAUUAGUCACACUUUUUUUAACUGAGAUUUCCAUUCAAAAAAAGAAGGUUACUUUAAUUAGUAAAAUAAUAGAACACAAAUAAAUAAAUUACCUGAAAAAGAUUAUACAAAAUAAAAUUUUUGUCAAAAAAUAAAUAAAUAAGAAUUUAAUUAUCCUAUAUUGUAGGAAAUUUUUUUUAUCCUAAUUUAUGAUUUUAUUUUUCAGCUCCAUUUAUGUUUUGCUUUAAUUGGCAAAUCAAUAAAUAAUAUCUAAUAAAAUAAAAGGGUUAUUUGGAAAUUAAAGCCUGAUUAUCGUGGGUAAUCGAAUAAUCCGCAAAUACUGUAACGCGCAUUUGUGCAGUCCCAGCAUGUCUUGUUUAUGAAACGACACAAUUUGCACUGCCCGCAACUCAUCAGUCCACAGACUGUGAAAUAUCGUCAGUGAUUUGGCAACAGAGAAUUAGCGACGUGGCUUUUUUGUGGCUGCAUGACAAUGCCAAACUCCAUUCUGCUAUUUAUACCCAAAACUUAAACUGAUCUUUUAGAUAAGAACAAAUCGACCAUCUACCAUACAAUUCAGACAUCGUUCCCAGUGUUUUUCACUUCUUCCGUUACGCCGCAGACGAGGUGAAAGAAGUAGUUCAAGAGUGUUUAUCUUCACUGGCGAUAGACUUCUAGAGCAAAAGUUUAUGCAAUGUUAUGACAGACGCUUAAACAAAUGCGGACACUACGUAGAAAAAUAGAGAAACAAAUAAAAGAAUUACAUAAAAAAACUUUUUUCUUUCGAAAAAAUAAUUCUGUAAUAGUUUAUGUUUUAUAAGAAAUCGGACGUUACUUUCCGAAUAACCCUUGCCAUUCUUUCGUUAAACAUGAUUUUAUAAUAAAUUGCUGAAAAAAAAUUUACAGUUUACUCCUUUUUUCCCCAUAUCAAUCUGAUAUGCAUUUUUUCCCUUAAAAAUAAAGAAAAAAAAAAUUUCUGUUUUAAAUUUCAGCAAUAAGAGAAUUAAGAAAUGUUCCUUAAAUAUGUGUUAAUGAUAAUGAAUAUGUUGUUUUUUAUGAUUUAUUUUAUAUUUGUAUUUUGAAUUGUAGAAAAAUAAAGAAAUGAAAUUUUGAAA
This is a messenger RNA of Parasteatoda tepidariorum (common house spider), 4918 nucleotides long. RefSeq names its product transient receptor potential cation channel subfamily A member 1. The record is from RefSeq and is a predicted model, not a curated record. NCBI's taxonomy places the organism in Eukaryota, Metazoa, Arthropoda, Arachnida, Araneae, Theridiidae. Gene Ontology annotation, molecular function: protein binding. Gene Ontology annotation, biological process: intracellular signal transduction.